Messenger RNA from Seminavis robusta, 1766 nucleotides. Lineage: Eukaryota; Bacillariophyta; Bacillariophyceae; Naviculales; Naviculaceae. The record is from the annotation of a GenBank genome assembly.
AGACGACAGAACAAGAUCCUCUCGCUGGUACAGCGUACGUACCGGUCCCAGGUGCCUGGUACCAGUAUUCUAGUAUCUGUGGAGGCGCGCCGCUUUAACCACCCAAAAAAAUUGUCGCGUUUUUGUUCCCGGCCAGGCCUUCAUCUUCGAAAUGCUAGUAGUACCAUUGAUCCAUAUCAAAUAGUUGGCUAGCGUACCGGUAUAGAUUUGCAAUCGAAACGAAGAGACGAACAUGUUUUUAUCCAAGUUGCGCAGUGAUGGAAAGCUCCAGUUCCAAUGUUGGCUCGUCUUUCUCGCCUGUUUCUACAGUGUGAUUGGUGUUGUUGCCAUGUUAGUGCAGCUGCAUCUUGCGAGUGACGACCAAGCAAGUCGUUGGUUGGACUAUGUCGGGACUAUUACUCUAUCCCUGCUGUACACUCGAGCAUUGACCCACCAUACCACACUUUGGCUUCUCAAGAAAUGGAGUAGAACUUGCAGCACCCUUCCAAGCCAGAUCCAAGAUGACAGUGCUUUUUGCAUUGUAGACAACCUCACAUUCCUCAUGUGGUCUCCCAUCGUAUCAUAUUGGGUCAUCCAAGGUGUAAGACUGACCACUGAGGACUACAUUGUCUAUUGCAUUCCCUCCCUCAGGGCGUUGAUGCCCUACUAUGUGGCUGACAGGAUCCUUCACAUCUGGGUGAAUCCAACGAAGCAGCGUCUUAUCCACCAUCUCGGGGUCCUUAUUACAGUUGCUUGCUUCACUGAGUUGAACCCCUCUGUGCAGAGCCUGGCUAUUGGUGCAUAUGGAAGCAUUGUUGACGCUUUCCACAAGGCUAUUGUUGCUUGGGGUACGCUGUGCCGCUUCACCCGAAGCCACUCCAGGAACCAUCCAGAAUGGCGAAAGGGCAAUGUGGACAUUGAUGCCAGACAAGGCAUUGAUGGCCUUCUAGUCGGCAGGAGCCCAGAAACAAUGGCAUUCUAUGGCAAACUUGGGGCUUUCCAUGUCUUCAUGUUCUUUAUCGUUGUUCCUUUUGGAACACUGACUGUCUAUUUUGCACGACACUGGCAUACUCUUCCUUUCGCCAACCGAAUUAUCCAGCCUAUGAUCCCAUUCUUCUUUACUCUUGUGGAUGUGCCUCUGUACAAGGCAUAUUGGAAUACCAGCCACCAGUCCUAUUGGGAGAAAGACUUUGGGAACCGAGGAGGCACACCAGAUAAAAAGAAGGCUAGCAGUUCUGACGGAGGACAAAGCCUCACAGACCAGACGACCCCCAAUGAGGCAGGCUUUCUGACUCCGACCGAAGCUUGCUUUUUCGACCACUCAUCCAGGGAACAACACUAUCAAGCGCCAGAUGUUGAUUGCUAGAGUGCUGGUUUACAACGACCCAACCUUUCUCUUUGCCAUCUAUGGAGGCUGCUACGCACAGUUCCUUCAAAGAUGGCCGACAUGACAUCAUCUUUUGACCCCCAGAUCCAACUACAUCGUACCCAUAUAUAGCUUUCCACCGGAUGUCGCCACCUCGUCUCAAGUUUGAAACGCCCCCCUUCGCCUCCCCCCUUCAAAACUAGCUAGUGUGUACCGACUAAUUCCCUUCUAUCUCUCUACUUGUUCAAUUCGAAAGCCAAGCUCUACCAACUCCAAAAGACCCUUCCAGCACGAAUCAUACGGGGAACUUGCGAAGCAACUGUGCUGACUAGCUAGCUCGAGCUGACUAUAGAGAGGUUUGUUCUCGGAACGCUAUCGUUCUCGGACUGGAACGGUUCUGGCUGCGCGUGUAGCUUUACCA